Molecule: messenger RNA, 3652 nt
Organism: Carassius auratus (goldfish)
Lineage: Eukaryota; Metazoa; Chordata; Actinopteri; Cypriniformes; Cyprinidae
Product: multivesicular body subunit 12B-like
Exons: 10
Coding region: 232-1110 (292 amino acids)
Biological process (GO): regulation of epidermal growth factor receptor signaling pathway; virus maturation; viral budding
Cellular component (GO): late endosome; ESCRT I complex
Source: RefSeq, a predicted model, not a curated record
ACCGCCUCGGUUUCAGUCACUGAGAUAGCAGUUGCUGGGGACCCCUAAACCACUUUGGCAAAUUAAGGAAAAAUGUGUCGUUUAAAAUGGAUUAACUCACUAACGGGGAUGUCAACAGUCCAGUCGUGAGCGGCUACGACAGACAGAAGAGGAACCAGUGGCGUAUAUCUUUCCGAACAGCAGCGUCUGUCUCUAUCUGUCUGAAGUGUAUUUGUUUGGAGUUCCUCCAUAAUGCCUGAGGUGCGGGACCUUUCAGACGCCCUGCCAGAGAUGCCCAUGGACCCGAUCACUGGCGUAGGGGUUGUGGCCUCGAGAAACAGAGCUCCCACCGGCUAUGAUGUGGUUGCACAAACCACGGAUGGGAUCGAUGCAGACUUGUGGAAAGACGGCCUGUUCAAAUCCAAGGUGACCCGCUAUCUGUGCUUCACCAGGGCUUUCUCCAAAGAGAACAGUCAUUUAGGUAAUGUGCUUGUAGACAUGAAGCUCAUCGACAUCAAGGACACGCUGCCUGUGGGAUUCAUUCCCAUUCAGGAAACUGUGGACACACAGGAGCCGGCCUUUAGGAAGAGGAGGUUAUGUAUUAAGUUCAUCCCGAGAGACUCCACUGAAGCUGCCAUCUGUGAUAUCCGUAUCUUAGGACGCUCUAAACAAGCACCACCACAGUAUACAUUCAUAGGAGAGCUGAACAAUAUGGGGAUCUGGUACCGUAUGGGAAAGGUGCCCCGGACCCAGGACUCUUCACCUGUACAGAACAACACCACCAAUAACAUCCAGAGCGUCACCAACAACUCCACUCCUGCACCAGUCUUGCCCAAGCACAUAUCCAUGACCCUGCCGGCAUGUUUCAGAAAAAGCACAACCAGACCAGACUUUGAACACCAGAACUCCAACCUCUAUGCCAUCUCUGCUAUGGAUGGAGUGCCUUUCAUGAUUUCGGAGAAGUUUGCAUGUGCCUCCAGUGAUUUGCAGCAGGUGGAUCUAAUGGGCAUCAGAAUCAAAUCACUUGCAGAGAUCGAGAAGGAGUAUGAAUACAGUUUCCGGACGGAGCACAGCGCCGCGGCCCGACUGCCGCCCAGUCCCACCAGAACAUCUCUGGGCUCCGAGGCCUAACGCUCACAACCUCUGAAGAGACUCCUCCACCUCUCUCAAAGUACACCGGAAACCCACAAAACCAACUGCGACAAUUUCGAAAGAGGGAAAAAUAACGAUAUUGGUUUAGUUUUUAUUUUAUUUUAAAAUUAACAAAUAUUUAAUAUGGCCAAGUUCGUUUUUCAAUGCUACUUUUUCAUUAAGAGCUUUGGACAUCGAACCACGGUGAUCAAAUCAAAACCACUUCUGUGUUUCUUUUGUGUUGCGUCUGACUUAUUCUGGCUGCCGGACCGGAAAGACUUUCUGAAGGGUCACGCUUGGACAAACUCUUAAGAAAUCACAUUUGAGACCCAAAGUCUGCAUUCAUGCGUCAAGUGCACAAGAUUUUUAUUUUCUUCUGCACCUUCAGUUUUAUUUAGAUGGCAGCGACUGCAUGACUUUGUUCCUUUGUUUGGAAAUGGAGCCCAGUUCCCUGCACUGUUACAGGACUUCUGAAACAUUUCAAUUUAAUUGUGUUUGUCUGGAGAAAUGAGAUUAGAACAAAAACCCUUCGCCUCUGAACAAACCCUUGUACAUAUACGAGCGCCGAAUCAGGAUUACCUUGAUUUGGAGUUGAGUGUUUUCCUUUUGUCUUUGUGACGUUCUUCCUGAAUUGAUCUGUCACUGCUCAGUUUUACUCUUUCAGUCUCAUGUUACGAUCUUUGAUGGUGCUCAAGCAGAGGGAUGUUGUUUCUUCAAGUCCGUUCGUGGCUUCUAACAUUUAUGGUGAUUUUUUUUUUUUUUUUACUUUUUUUAUUUAAACAGGUUAAUAUUUCCACAGUCAUAUUUCACCCCAAGAUUCAAAGAAAAAAUAAGUAAUUGAAUUUUGCUUAAAGAAAAAAACUAAUAUUUUUAAGUCAUAAAGAAUUUUCAUGAAAUUUUAAACCUAUUUUCCACAAAAAAACUCAUUACUGUAAUUCGUCUUAAAUUCUAUAAAACGGAUACCACGAGUACAAAUAAUGUGCUAUUUUUCCAUUUCUCAUUUAUUCAACUUUUGAUAAUGCUUAAAGCCUUUAUGUAUAAUGUAUUAUGAUGGUAUUCAGAUUGUGUGUUGUAAUGGAUUAUAUUUUUUCAUAAAUAAUUGUAACCAACUUUAAAAUGUUACACUUGGAGGUUUGUCAUGUAUUUUGAUGCAUUAUACUUUCUAAAAGUCUAAAAAUAAAGUAUUAUAAGGUUACAAUUAUUCAUGAAAUAAUUAUAAUAAGUUAAUGCAUUAAAUUUAGUUUAAUAAUGCAUUAUAUUUAAAAAUUUUAAAGUGAUACCAGACAUUUUUAUUGCAUUACAGUAAUAGAAAAUUUGGGGUAAAUGUGCUUAAUUCUAUUGAAAAUGUAAAAAAUGCAUAUGGAAAAAAGCAAAAUCCAAUUUCUAAUUUCUUUCUGAUUUUCAGGGUGAGCUGAACAUUUCUUGACAGUUUUAUGAGAUUCAGCUGAAUAUCCAGAACAAAUGUUUUUGUUAGUUGAGUUUUAGUAACCCAUGCAGUCCAGAAGCAGCUCACACGGUCAAGGUUUGAGUCAUGUGAUUGGCUCUGUGUGCCACUGCUGCUUUCUUGAUAUGCUGAUUAUUAUCGAUGAACGUACAGUGUUAGUAUUUCUGCCGAAACAACCCUCUCGGGUGAAAGUGUUCAGCUUGGAAACAGCAAGUGUUUGGGUGAUUAAAGACAGCAGUCCUUUCAGAUGCUUUGACAUCUUCACUGUCACUCAGAUAAUGUUCAAGCAGCUAUAUUGUUACAUUUCCUAACCACUAUGUUGACUUUUAUUAUGUUGGAUCUUAGUUUUACUUUUUUUUUAUAAUCACCACAAAUUAGAUUUUUUUUUAUUUUUUAUUCUGAGGCAGUCAGUAGCUUCAGACUUUCAAAACUGAUUUUAAUUAGCAAGCUUUUUUUUAAUUAUUAUUAUCAUUGUUAUUUCUACUGAAUAUAAUUUACAAUCCAAGAUUAGGUCUAAUUUGUCUGGAAAACCAAUCCCAGGUUUAUAGAUCUAGGAACAAAAAUUAUAGUUUAACAUUACAUAAAUGACAUGCUGACGAAUGCAAUAUUUUAUUUCCUUCAUUUAUUUAACUCGAGCCCCUAUAGGAAUGCAUGCAGCAUUAUCUAUUUUCUCAUAAUUAAAAUUAAGAUUUAAUUUGCCAUUUCAUAGUACUCUUUCAUUUAAUUAUUUAAUGAUUUUCUAUGAAGACUAAUUUAAAUGUUUAGAAAUGUAGCUAGCAUGUUUCCCCAAUAUAUUUUUAAGGUUUUGUUGAAUAGUUGAGUUUGUGGAGUUACCAGGUUGGACACAAAUACAAUAAAACAUGUUUAGUUACUGCUCUGCGUGAAUAAACUCCUGUUCAUGAUUUUACUAACCGUUUAAUGUGUAUCGUCCAGUUCAUCGUUGUGACUUUAGAAGAACCUGCUGUGUUUUUAUUUGCAUUGACAGCUGAUUUGAAUUUGUGUGUGUGUGUAUACAGUAAAUGGAAUUGCCAUUUUUGAAUGCUGGUUGAAUUUUGUUCUGUUAUUUUAUAAAAUUACCAUAAACUCUUAAUGCAAAAA